UGGUUUUCGACAUAAUCACAUGUCACCCGGCACUUUCACUGUUUCGGUCAUAACCUUCUCACAAUUCCAACUAAUAGCUGAAAAUUAUAAAUCGAACUUGUUGGGAACUUGUUGUGUUUAUGCAGUGAACUAUGAUUGACGAACGCUUCUUCGACAUUGACGAGGACCUGGACUACUCGCACAGCAGUCUGGACUCUGGGCAGCCGGACACCCCCAUCCGGUCGCCGUUCGACGACACGGUCCGCAGCAUCCAGCUGGCCCGGCGACUGGCCGGACUGGAGAAUCCUCCCGGCGGACGCGACGAGUUCACCAUUAUGUCGGAGGCACGGGAACGGGACCGGGAAAAGAAGGCGAUGGAUCGGUUCCUGAACACCAAGCUGGUCAGGGACGGACUGCCGGUGGACACGCCUCUGCCGAUCUAUUUGUCAUUCCGGGAGCCGCGGGGCGUCAGUCCGCCCAGUCACUGGGAUGCGACUGGGCCACACAAGAAGUGCCACCACCACCACUAGAACAAGAAGAAGUACCUGACAUGGGAGCAGAACACCCGAGGAGUUCUCUCAGACGCGCCACAGUUCCUACACUCCCGAAUGGUCUACAGAAUAAGUUAGAAAGCUAGCAGCCAGUAUCCUGUGCCAGGCGAGUCCUUGUGCCGCCUGUACUUUUGCAUUUCGGGGCCAUCGAGUCCUGGCAGCCUUAACCCGCAUCCUGUCGAGGCUGUCAGUAAUGACCCACUUGUGCUCCAUCCACCCCACUACUUCCCCCAGCUGUUUAUUGCAUUCAAAUGCCCACUCAUCAAAAUCAAAAGUCAAAUUGUCUGUCCGAGCCAGGCCAGGGAGGCAGUCGUAAGCAGAGGGAUUUGGCCAAAAAGAGCUGCCAGUUUGGCCUUUUUGCAGUUCUAAGCCUUCGCAGAACCAUCAGGAGUUUAUUUUUCAGUUUUUUCCUCAAAUUUUAUCAAAAUUCUCCUCAAAAACUGUGUCGCCAAAAAAAUCUAGCUAUUAUAAUGAUUAAGAUUAGUUGUUUAACGAAUAAAUGAACUUUUACAAAUGUUA
Drosophila ananassae is the source of this 1049-nucleotide messenger RNA. RefSeq lists its product as uncharacterized. The record is from RefSeq and is a predicted model, not a curated record. The transcript is spliced from 2 exons. The coding region runs from base 132 to 509 and encodes 125 amino acids. Lineage: Eukaryota; Metazoa; Arthropoda; Insecta; Diptera; Drosophilidae.